AUGGCAGAUCGACGUUAUCUUAAUCUUCGAGAGCGGCCUGAUAACUCUCCAGCCUUUGAGACCCUUCAGAAUACUACCUGUGGAUACUCGCAAUGUAUUCAGAUAUACCCUGGUGAAAUCUUUUGUCGUAUUAUAGUAGACAGUGAAGAAGAGAUUGAGUUAUGCCCUGUUAAAGAAUUUUCACGAAUAACAACAGCAUAUUUUCGUCAAGUCGGGAGGGCGAUUGAAGGUCAGAGUACGUCUAACUCUAAUUCAACUCCUGGUCCGACUCCUGGUCCGACUCCUGGUCCGACUCCUGGUCCGACUCUUGGUCCGACUCCUGGUCCAACUCCUGGCCCGACUCCUGGCCCGACUCCUGGCCCGACUCCUGGCCCGACUCCUAGUCCAAUUACUGAUAUUCUUACUACUUUAACUACUGCUUUAAAUAAUGCUCCUGCCGACCAACUUAUUGCUCUAACUGCUGCUUUAACUGCUACCCUAGCCCAAGCUCAGGCUUCUAACGCAGCUUCUAGUACAAUUCCUGGCGUAGCUAUAACUCCAGAGAACUGCUCCUACUCUUUCUGGCGUAAUAGCUGGCGCAACUCCUAG
Messenger RNA from Venustampulla echinocandica, 588 nucleotides. RefSeq lists its product as uncharacterized. The transcript has 5 exons. The coding region runs from base 1 to 588 and encodes 195 amino acids. NCBI's taxonomy places the organism in Eukaryota, Fungi, Ascomycota, Leotiomycetes, Helotiales, Pleuroascaceae. The record is from RefSeq and is a predicted model, not a curated record.